AUGAGCAACAGUGAUGUUAACAAAUUAAUCAAUGAAAACAUUCAGAGCGAAGAUACAUACAAGGAGGACAAGAUAAAAAUUGCCAAUAAGCUAGUUAAAAAUUUUUCUCUUUUGAAAGAAUUAAAUUUAUUAAGUACCAUAAAGAGUGAAAUAGAAGAAGCAAAAGAAAAAGGAGACCAUGUUACGAAUGUUAUUAAGAAGGAAGACAUAACUUAUGAUGACAAAAAUGUAAUUUAUGCAAAUAGGUACAUUAUCGAUUUUUUGCAGCUGAAAGAACAAAAUGCGAUGAAAGAAAGUAUGAACGAAAAAAGAAAAAGUGAAUUAAGCAAAUAUUUCGAAGUCAAUGUAUUAAACGAAAAAGAUAUGAUAAAUAUUAGCAACACAUUACAAGUAAACGAAUUAAACCUUUCUACAUAUGCAGAAAAUAUUAUGGGAUGUGAUGAACUAAAUAAUUUCAAUAUUUUUAAUAGGGAAUUGUUCGUGAAACAUAUUGAUAUACCAACAUCAGAUAUGAACAAAUCUGCUGAUUUAAAAAUUUUGCAAAUCUUAAAAUUGUUAAUUAAAAAUUAUAACAACUCUUUAAAUUUAAUUAAAUUACAACAAAAUGUGAUAAAUGACUUUAUUUUUUACACACAUAAUUUGUUAAAGAAUAAAAAAAAACUAAUUAAAAAAAACGAACAUUUAAUUAAGAAUAACUCUGUUAAUUCUCACUUAAAAACGGAACUAACAAAGAGACAUUCAGCUGAUUUUAAAUAUUUACCCUUUACUAAUGAAGAAAACAUUUCUUCCAUAUAUAGAACCCAAAUUGAUUUAUAUAGAAAACAUAUUAGCCAUUUGUAUAAUGAAAAUGAUAUUUUGAAAAAAUAUUUAAAUAAAUACAAUGUGCAAAGUGGGUAUAAUGCCUAA
Plasmodium gonderi is the source of this 906-nucleotide messenger RNA. RefSeq lists its product as hypothetical. Bases 1 to 906 code for a protein of 301 amino acids. The transcript has a single exon. The record is from RefSeq and is a predicted model, not a curated record. Lineage: Eukaryota; Apicomplexa; Aconoidasida; Haemosporida; Plasmodiidae.